Molecule: messenger RNA, 2400 nt
Organism: Paraglomus occultum
Lineage: Eukaryota; Fungi; Glomeromycota; Glomeromycetes; Paraglomerales; Paraglomeraceae
Source: the annotation of a GenBank genome assembly
AUGGAAGCACAAACGCUAACACCCAAGUUAACAAACUCUGACCCUCUGGAAGAAGGCGAAAUAAUAGACGAGAUAAACUCAACAACUUACAGUGAAGAAGAGAAACAAAACUUAGAAGCAGUAACAAAUGGAGUAGCGGCACUGCCUUACCCCAACCAGCCAUCACCGCAAAGUCAAGACAAUGAGGAUUCCAUCAAGAGCAAUGAACAUGGCUUAGAAGGUGACUUGAAAGAAGUAAAGAAUCGGGAAAGUUCUGGACGGGAACGGAAACAUCGAGAAGAACGGCGUCAUCGCCACUCUAGUAGGCAUUCCCGUAGUCAUCGUCGCCACCAUGAUAACGAGCGUAAUCGACACGGGCAUAGACGGCACGAAUCAGAGCGAAAGAAUCACAAUAAAGAAGGCGAUAUAGGUCGGAAGGACGGUUUAGGUAACAAUUUGAGCUCGACCGAGCCAAUGGUCGUCGAUGACGACGAAACUCGUAGCGAUAUAUCCACAAAUCGUAAUGAACAUUCUGAUGCCUCUCUCCGUAAACCUAAACGCAGUAGGGCAGAGUUUUCCUCUGACGAUGAAAGUCAUCACCACUCAUCUUCUCGUCAUCAUUCCUCUUCCCGCCAUCGUUCCUCUUCCCGUCAUAGCGAACGCCGUCAUAGCAUAAGCCGACGAAGGAAAGAAUAUCGCGGUCGAUAUGAUUACGAUCGGGAAUAUCGGUACGCUUAUGGUGAACCGACGAACGUUCAGGAGAAUAAAGAGAUACGAACUGAUCAUAACCAUGAUGAGACGAUAGAUAUUGAACUCGAGCCGGAAGUUGAUGAAGAGAAGUUAAUAGAGGAGAGACGGAGGCGUAGAAAUGAAAUUUUAGAGAAGUAUAAAAAUAAAGAUAUUGUUUCCACAGAAACUAGUCUUCAACAGAAGCAGCUCUCAGAUUCUAUACCAGGAAAUAUCGUGGCUAAACAAGCGAUAUCUGUUGAAAGCAUAACUGAAGAUGAAUCCGUCGGCGAAGAAACACAUGGCUUUUCCGCUGCGGAUUAUGAUCCUACAAAAGACCGUAUUGCCGAUGACGAACGACAACUUCAUCACAAGUCCGCGAAGGACUUGGAAUUGUUAAAGGCCAAGGAUUUGCAAGAGGCAGUAGUUCAACAGGGAGAUGAUGAUUCAGAUAUGUUUGCAGCUGAUUACAAGGAGACAUUAACAGAACGAAAUGGGAAUCAAGAAUCUAAUACCGAAAAAGUACAAAACGGUGAAGAAUUGGACAUGUUUGCUGAUGAAGACAUGUUUGCCCAUUCACCAGAGAGUAAGGAAAACAAUACUCAACUAGCGCAGGCAUUCAAGACAGUUCCCGUAGUUGUACAUGAUAAUAAUACAGGGCUGGUGGAUAACUAUGACGAUGCGGAGGGAUAUUAUCGGGUUCUUCUCGGCGAAAUGCUUGAUAAUCGAUAUCAUGUGCACAGCAAUCUUGGAAAGGGUGUCUUUAGUUCUGUUGUGAAAGCUAAGGACACUAAAGAAUGCAUUGAUGUGGCAAUUAAAAUCAUUCGUAACAAUGAUACUAUGUAUCGAGCUGGCAUGAAGGAAUUGAAUAUACUUAAAAAGCUCAUGGCAGCGGAUCCUGAGAAUAAGAAGCAUGUAAUACGGCUUUAUCGACAUUUUGAACAUAAGGGACAUCUUUGUUUGGUUUUUGAGUCUCUAAGCAUGAACUUAAGAGAGGUAUUAAAAAAGUUCGGUAAGGAUGUUGGUAUCAAUAUCAAAGCUGUCCGCAUCUAUGCUCAGCAACUCUUCCUAUCAUCGUCUCUCUUGAAAAAAUGUAAUAUACUUCAUGCUGACAUUAAACCUGACAACAUAUUGGUGAGCGAAUCCAAGAAUAUAUUGAAGAUGUGCGAUCUUGGCUCUGCUUCUGAUGCAUCGGAAAACGAUAUCACACCAUAUUUGGUUAGCAGGUUCUAUCGGGCACCAGAAAUUAUCCUCGGAAUUCCUUAUGACUACGCACUCGACAUGUGGUCUGUGGGCUGUACCUUAUACGAAUUGUAUACCGGCAAAAUUUUGUUUCCCGGUAGAAGCAAUAACCAAAUGUUAAAAUUGAUGAUGGAGCUCAAGGGAAAGUUUUCAAACAAGAUGCUUCGCAAGGGCCUAUUUGUUGAUCAGCACUUUGAUCAAGAUUUGAACUUCCUGUGCUAUGAGACUGAUCGGAUAAGUAACAAAGAAGUUGUAAAAGUCAUGAUGAUAACGAAACCUGUUCGUGACUUGAAAACACGGCUUUUAUCUCGGACAUCUCAUAUGACUGAUGAAGAAAUUCGCCUUCUUACAGCGUUUGUCGAUUUACUGGAUAAAUGUUUAAAUUUGAAUCCAGAGAAGCGAUUAACGGUGCGAGAAGCGCUGAUGCAUCCUUUUGUUACUGGCAAAGUCUAA